Molecule: messenger RNA, 5120 nt
Organism: Parus major (Great Tit)
Lineage: Eukaryota; Metazoa; Chordata; Aves; Passeriformes; Paridae
Gene: DNTTIP2
Product: deoxynucleotidyltransferase terminal interacting protein 2
Exons: 7
Coding region: 162-2597 (811 amino acids)
Biological process (GO): RNA processing
Cellular component (GO): nucleolus
Molecular function (GO): RNA binding
Source: RefSeq, a predicted model, not a curated record
UCCUCCGCGUCCUGGCACGCACCGCGCUGCCCCGCGGGGCGGGGCCGGGCAGAGCGGGCGGGGCCGCCCCGGAACCUCGUUCCCUCCGCGGGGCCCGGAAGGGCGGGCGGCCGGAAGGAAGGCGGGCAGGGAGGAAGCCGCGGCUGCGGCGCGGCGGCAACAUGGUGAACACCAGGCGGGGGGCGGCGCGGCGCCGGCAGCAGGGGGCCCGGGCAGGCGGCGGCAGCAGCCCCGGCGGUCCCGAUGGCGAUCCCGAUGGCGGUGCGGCGGAGGUGGGGUCUGCUGAAAUUAGUACUCCUGUGACUAGGAGGAUGACUAGAAGAACUAAAUCAGUUCGUAAGCCAGAGGUGAUUCAGGAAUCUCAGUUUGAAGAGUUGGAACAUGCAGAAAUUAAAUCAGAUGUCAGUGACAGCUCAGAGAUGCAGAUCACUGGGAAUGAGAGCACAGCUGUUCAGUCAGCACAAUCAGUUGCUGAACCACAAGUUGAUGGUGAUGUGUCAGAAGCAGAAUCAAACUGCUCUUCUAUGUCUGGUCUCCAGACACCUUUACUAGUAAGAAUAACACGAAGGCGACAAAUUGUAAUUCCUUAUCAACCAGAGUCUGCUGACAAAAAAAAAGACAAUACAGCUUUUGUAAAUAAGUUAAGUAGGAUUCUGGAUGAAGAUGAUGUCUCUGAAGCCGAGUCUUGUUGCUCUGCUGUUUCUGGUGUCCAGAUGCCUAAUGUUCCCACAAGUACAAGGAGCAGACAAAGUAAAAAGAAAUUGCAGGCACAGAGAGUUUGUGAAGCCCAGAGUGAAGAUACUUCUGAUGCAGUAUCAUGUUAUCUAAGUUCUCAUGUGGAACCAUCUGUCACUACCAAACGUAUUACUAGGAGCAUGCAAAUUAAGUCACAUGCAGAAAAUACUAAGCAGACUGAGAAAAAAAUUAGAUUUGUUUCAGAAGAUGAGAAUUUAUUUGAGGACACUGUUGAAUCUGAGCCCACAAUUUCGGAUUUUGGACCUACUGCAGAACUUGUCAGUGACACAGAAGAUGCUUCCACCAUCAUUGACAGUAACACAGAACCCAGUCCACCUAAAAGCAAAUGUGCUUCCAAAUGUGUUAAUGCACCCCAGAGUGAAGACAUGAAAGAAGAGAUUUUAAAUGAUGUGACAUCCAGUCUUACAAAAACAAAACAAAGCAAUGCUAAGUCACCUGUGAAAAAACAAAAAAAAAAUACACAGUCUGUUGAGACAGACCAUUCAGAAGCAAUAUGUGGCCAAAUACAAGCAGAUCACAGUAAAAUACUUGGGAGGGAGGGGAAAUUAGAGCGUGUGGCUGUUUCUUUGACUGACUGCAUGAGUCCCAAAAAAUUUCUAGAAUCCCAAGGACAAGAAACACCAAAUGAAAGUAAAAAAAUUGCAGAAUGUGAAAGAGCAGAUGCUGAGGCAGAUGCACAGCAGUCUUUGUCAUGUGAUGAGAAAUUAAGGAACAGUAAUCAAACCAGUGCAGUGAGCAGCCCAUCAAAGGACAUGGCUGUUACACAGACAACUGAAAGCAUUGAUAAAAGCAGGAUGUGCGAAAUUGGUGCAGACAGUGGUGACAACCAAACAAAAGAAUAUGUAGUAUCCCACAGCAGUAAAAAACCAAGCAGUGAUAAUGACUCUGUUGCAUUGUUUCUGAGUGAAAGUGAUGACUCUGAAAAUAGUGAUGUGGCAGACAUAGAUACAGUUAAUAAGAAUCUGUGCUAUAAAAAGUCAGAUGAGAGAACUCCCUCCUUCAAAAAAUCUUUAAAAAGCGGUUCGCUGCAUGUUGAAGGUCUUUUUGUAAUUGAUACUGAGCCUGGCAUGAGUUCCAGCCAAAAGUAUUAUCUGGAUGAUGUAGACCAAGACAGUGGUGAUGAAAGUAAGCAUGAAGGAGAUGAAAAAGAUAAAGAAUUAGACUUGGAAGAGGAUGAAGAGGAAUUGAUAGAUGAAGAUGAAAAAGAUGAAGAUGAUGAUAUGUUGAAAAGUAAGGCUGACAUUUUGCAUCUUUCCAGUAGCAUAGACCCUGGUCUGAAUAUCAAGAAGCUUGGAGGUUUAUAUAUCAGUUUUGAUGCAAAAAAUCAGAAGUCUAGAUCGAGUGUGAUUAAACCACUGAAGGAGAAGAAGGACCAGCUCUUGCAGAAGAGUAUAAUAACUCCAGACUUUGAAAGAAAGGAAUGUGUCCCACCCUACAAGGAGUCACUUCACCAGCUAAAGAAGCAGCGCAGGGCAGAGCGAGAGAAAACAGCAGGUGAUGGCUGGUUUGGAAUGAAAGCACCAGAAAUCACAAGUGAACUGAAAAAUGAUCUUAAAGUUCUGAAAAUGAGAGCGUCUUUGGACCCUAAGCAUUUCUAUAAGAAGAAUGAUAGAGAUGGUCUCCCCAAAUACUUCCAGGUUGGAACUGUAGUUGAUUCUCCCAUAGACUUUUACCACAGUCGAAUCCCUAAGAAACAGAGGAAGAGAACAAUUGUGGAAGAGCUGCUUGCAGAUUCAGAGUUCAGAAGAUAUAAUAAAAAGAAGUAUCAGGAGAUCAUGAGUGAAAAAGCAGCUUUUGCAGCAGGGAAGAGGAAUCGGAAGAAGAAGAAAUUUCACAAUUAAGAAUUGAAGAAAAAUACCAAGCUGGAACAACUUACUUGUUAUAAAACUUUCUUACAAAAUGCUUUGGUUGUGGUGUUUCGUUUAUUUUUUUUUUAAGAUUGCAGGUCAUGUACAAAUUGAGGUUUAGGGAAAUUCUUGCCACGAGAAUUUGCAAGGAAGCUUUAGAAAAUUAUCAGGUAUCUCAAUUUAAAUUAAUUUAGAUUUUUCAAUUACUUUUUAUUUUAAUUAAUAUUUAUGUAAAGAGAAUGAUAUGAAAGCAUAUUGUUACAUUUGAGUGCAAAAUUCAGUUUCACAGGUUGGCGUCUUCUCAGGUUUCAGACUUCACAUCAAUUAAUUAGUAAAUUCAAUUUAAAGUUUUUUGUGUAAUUCAUCUUGUCACAUAUUGUGUGCCAGAAUAUAUUUUUCCCUGACUAGUCAGAGGUGCUGCUGGCCAAAACUAAUGGAAGGCAUUGAAAAAUCAUUUGGUUGUGAAGAAUUUAUUUCAACACUGAUCGUAAUAAUACAGAGAAUGUCCUGGAAUUCAGUGCUUACACAUAUACUUUCAUGUGUGCAUAUAUUAUAUAAUAUAUAUAUUAUUUCUAAGAUACAAAUGCAUUAUUUAAUAAAUAAUAUAAGUAAUACUUACAUGUAAAAUUUUAACAAUCAUGUUUUGCUUUUAUUAACUUCUACCAUUUGAUUAUUGUCUAAUGAUAUUUUGAAAAUGACAUUGGCAUCCCUUAAUCUAGGGUGUGGUGUGCAGAUUGUGUCUGUUAGCUGACCUGGAACGAGGUGAACAAAUGGAGUGAGUCUGGAAGGUCCCUGCUGCCACUGUAGAGCCAGAGAUGUCAUCAGCUCAGUUCCCCCUCAGUGACAGGUCAGGACCAUUUGUGGUUGUCAGAACUGCUGUGGUGUUUGGUUGGUUUUUAAUGACCUGGUCAUUGUAUUGCUGUUACAAUUAGUGUAAUUUAGUUACUGGCCUGAGGUAGCAGAAAAGAUGGAUAAUAGAAGAAAUUUAACUGGCACUACAUUGUCUUAGGUGGCUCGGGUGAUUAGGAUGUAGAAGUCACUAUCAGAGGAGCAGUGGUUGAUUGUUUCCUUACCACAAGAGCUCUAAAUUUUAAGGGUUGCAAAUCAUAAGCAAGAAUUGUUUAAAAUUAUGUUCUUGACUAAUGUUUAACCAUCAAGUUUUCUACUGAGAAGUAGAUUUUUUAAGGAUUAGUUAGUUGUGCUGAAAUGAGCAUUGUGGUAGAUACUGACCACCAACUGGAGCUUGAAAUAAAUUUUCCUCAAAUCCUUUGGGAUUUUUUUUUUUAAUCAUUCCGAAGUUGGCCAUAAUGUUUUACUACCAAAAACAGACAGGAAUCUAGAGUCCUUCAAAAGUCUUCACUGCCAGGAGAUGAAUGGUGUCAAAGUUAAUUCAUUGGGAAAUAUUUAACAAGUACAAGUAGAACCACCUAUCCCCAGGUCUCAGUUAAUAUGCAAAGGCUAUUUUAAUGCAAUGAUAUUUGUGCUAGUAUCUCAAUUUCCAGUAAAUUAUAAAAAAGCCAAUAAAAACAACUAUGGUGUCAUGUUCACAGGCUGAGACAUGGAAGCACAAAAAAGUUAAUACUGAACAUGGAGAAGAAAACCAGGCACCACAGUAGUUUUCAUCCUGUUGCAUCCUGAGGUGUUCAGGUGCAGCUCUGGAGAAGCAGUAUGCAAGCCUGAAAGCCUUCAAAAGAGAAAUGCAGGCUGUGGUGUUACACAUCAAACAGCAGCUCCGUGCCUGUUGCUCAGGCUGCUCAAUAGCUACAGAAGUUACUUCGUGUGCAGCAUAGCUAGAAAGGGAUUUGGUUUGUGUUCUAUAUCCUUUCCCUUCCUUUUAUUCUUCUAAUCCCUUCAGUUUUGUCCCACACUGGCCAGCGAGUGUUCUGUGCAGACGGGCCAAGGUGUGCUGGCCGUUCCCAGGGCUGCAGGUGGCACUUGCAGGUUGUGCUGGCCGGCUGUGCCAGUCGCCCUUGCCUGAGCCUGUGCCUCAGCCUCUGGGAGACAGGCACUGGACAGAGCACCUUUCCUUCGCCACCAGUUUACACUAAAGCACUGACAGACGGGCUUUGAAAUCGACGUAAAGUUUAAGGUGCUGGAGAGAUUAAAACCCAAAUGCACCAUGCAAAUGCCUGUGGUUAUUAGAUUUCUCUGAAAACACAUAAAAACUUCUGUGAAGCUUUGCCUGUCAAUUACAAGUAGCAUUUCCUUUUUAUGGCAGAAAUAUUUGUGCUAAUUUGUAAUUCUGCCUUUACUGACUGUGAUGGUAAAUGUGCCUGAUGGUGUGUUUCAUCUUCAGAUUUUCCUUUAUUGCUUUUAAAUAAGCGUUAUUACAGUUGGAAAUUACACCUACAGAAUUAAAAAUAAUUUAUCAAGAAAACUCCACAAAAUAAUAUUUCAGGAGUAAUGAAUUAAUUUAUCCUAUUCUGAGCAAAAUCAAGGUGGUUUGUUUACUGCUGCUGUUGUUCUGUUUUACCACCUAAUUUGAUUGCUGUAAUUAAAACGGUUCUUCAUCUUCAA